Messenger RNA from Trametes versicolor FP-101664 SS1, 1464 nucleotides. RefSeq lists its product as uncharacterized. The record is from RefSeq and is a predicted model, not a curated record. NCBI's taxonomy places the organism in Eukaryota, Fungi, Basidiomycota, Agaricomycetes, Polyporales, Polyporaceae. The coding region runs from base 1 to 1464 and encodes 487 amino acids. The transcript is spliced from 2 exons.
AUGGCCGCCCGAAGCCCGACUCUUCAUGUCGACAUCUUACUGGACAUCAUGGACGUUUCAUCCACGUCUACGGUAGCCGUCCUCAUGCGUACUUGUCGUGCUCUCUACUAUGCGGGUCCCAGAUACGUUCUCAAGGAUGGCCCCUUUGUGCGGGACAGCCCUGGGGACACGGACGCGUUCUUACGGUCAUUCUGUCUGUUCCUCCUCGCUGAGCGCGGCAUUCGCUUUCGCUAUCUCCGGCAGAUUUACUUCGGCGUCUGGUGGAUCCAGAACAAAGAUGUCGCAGACAUGCUCUACGAGUGCGUCAAGAAGAUGACACAUCUGGAAGUCCUCGUCUUCGUGAUCGACCUGGACGCAAUGCUCGACGUUCACCCUGGGCUCGGGGACGCAUUCGCCGAACUGCGCACCGUCAAACACCUUGAGGUCUCCUCCACAGGCAAGAAGUGCUACAGCAUGCUCCGGAGCAUGCGCUCUCAGCUCGUCGAUGUCCAGCUCAAGCUCUGGCAAGAGGAUGAAGACGACGAGCUCCCAGCGACACCGGACCUCAAUCCUGUCACCCUCCUGGCACAUUCGCGGGAAAGCUUGCAGCGGCUCCAGUGCGAAGCGUGGGAUUGCCAUCGUUUCCCGGCCGGGAGCCCGAUAUAUCCGGCUAUGCGAAACCUCACGCUUGACUGCGAGGAGCUCCCCACUACCGCCGCGCUCGUCCAGGCGUACCCCGAACUCUCUCACCUGACUCUUCGUUGGGCCGAUUACGACCUUCCCUCCGACACUGCCGCACUAGUCAAUCUGCUAGAAGCGAAGCGCACGGGGAACCUCCGCGCUCAGCGUGGUAUCAGAGGCUGGCAGAAGCUGAAUGAGGUCAGCGGCUCUAUGGGCGCGCUCUUCGCACUUGGGCUAUGCUGCCAUGUCGAAAAUCUCCUACCAAACGAGGUGAAAAGCGAUGCGGACCUUGUCAUGCUGGCUGUACUCUUGGAGCAUACGCGUCCAGCCUACCUUCGCCUUAACACUCUGGGCGCGUUCUUCGACGAGCGUCCCUUCGAUCUCCCGGCCACGUUGCACAAGGACGGCGCUUCCGCACUUCGGACACUUGACAUCGCUAUCGAACAUUCAGAGGACGUAUCUCACGAUGCGCCUGUCGAGGACUAUCUCGCAUUCCUGCUGCACACAGUGCGCGGAUUACGGCUAGAGAAACUCUCCGUUACCUUCGACGGUUCACCAUUCGUCAAACCCGACGAGGAUGACCCGAAUUACAUUGUGGCCAACGGCGAGGCGGGGCGCUACCUGCAUAAUCUGAACCUCCCUGCUCUGGUCGGGGGGUUCCUAACCGUGCUGCCGGAUAUGAAGAGCAUCAAGAUGGAGUUGAAGGGUCUCUGGAACCCGGACGGGAACUCUGUUGAAAUCACGCGGGCCGAUACGAAUGGGGAGAGGUCCGUAGUCAUCGAGCACGGUAUAGGCCACUACUAG